UACGGGUUUACUGGUUUUACACAAACUCGAUUAGAUCUGACUCGUUACCGUUUAACCCGACACGAUUGACACACUUACCAUUGGCCCCACUGAAUUUCGAGUCUGACUUAUUUUGUCUUUACUAUUACUUUUUGGCCUUUUGUUGCACUUUGAAGCCACGAUGGUCUAUUCGCUCCAAGUAAUCUGCUACCGACUAAUCUACAUCAUUAGCACAUUCUAUCUUCUAAUGUUUCACCAAUUGCAAUGGUAGAAUAAAUUAUUGCUUAUUAGUCCUGAUUUUUCAAAGCUUUUGGUGAGUUCCAUUCGCAUAGUUUGGUUCCCAUGUUUCUCAUUGUUGAAGUUCAUUUGUAUCGUAACUAUUUUCUUCUUGUGAUUGCAAGAAAUUUUUUUGGGUUGGACCUGGGUAAAGUAGGCCUAAGCCGUUACUUGGACGAGUUAUUGGCGGCUUCGGUUAUAUAUAUACAAUUUCAUUUAAAAAGUUUGCAAUAUAGUAUUUUUGAAUUUAAAGUAGCGUAAAAAUAGACAAAAAGUAAAUAAUGAAUAAUUUUAUUUAAAUAAAAUAGAAUCACAUAUUACCACCAAACUUUCAAAAUUUUAAUGGUCAAUUUUUUUUCAAACAAUUGGGUGGAAGGGCGGGCUGGCUCUUGGGCCGGGUUUGAACGGGUUUUGGUGUGCAGGCUCUUCAGUCGGAUUUCGGGCCGAGUAAUGGGUUUGGAGGCAAACCCAAGUCCUUUCUUGAAGGAUAUUGGGUUCGGGCUUAGAUGGGCCAGGUCUAUUUUUUCCGAGCCGGGUAACGGGACUCAUGGACUAACCCAACUCAUGGACACCCCUAAAUGCUUGUUUUAACAUUGUUGAUUGGUAUGUGCACAGAAAGCAUGGGAAGUGGCACAAGCCCCUUUCAAGAAUUUGUUCAUGAUGGGCUUCAUGAUGUGGAUGGCUGGAAGCACAGUUCAUUUGUUUAGUAUUGGUAUCACAUUUUCAGCUCUUUGGCAACCCCUAAGUGCCCUUCAAGGUGUUGGGAAAGUUUUUGAGCCUUACAAGGAUAGUAAAGUGGACCUCCUUGGGCCUAAAUUGGUGUUUAUCGCUCUUAACUUGGUGGGCCUAGGACUGGGUGUCUGGAAGCUUAACACAUUGGGUCUUCUUCCAACCCAUGCAUCAGACUGGGUUUCAUCCUUACCCCCAGCUCAGGUUUGAUUCUUUGUCUUUAACUAGCAUGUAGUAUUUUUUUUCAUUGGUACAGGAGUUUCCUCUGCUAUUUUGUAAACAAUUACAGAAAUACAGGUGACAUUUAAGUGGGAAAUGAUGAACUUAUAGAUGUAUGCUGUAGGAGGAACUUUAGGAGCUCUAAGAAUGCUGGUGUAAGCUUUAAAUUUUGUGAGGCCUAAGUUUCCCUAUUUCUCACUUUUCUAAUGGAAUUUUAUGAAUGGUUUGAGUGAUGAGAACACAAUGCGAAAUAGAACUAAGUGAG
Ilex paraguariensis (yerba mate) is the source of this 1468-nucleotide messenger RNA. The record is from the annotation of a GenBank genome assembly. NCBI's taxonomy places the organism in Eukaryota, Viridiplantae, Streptophyta, Magnoliopsida, Aquifoliales, Aquifoliaceae.